CUAAAAUGCGGGACAUUACAAGAAAUUAAGCCGUUGCAUCACUGUAAACAAAUUCAAGCUUUCCCCCUUUUCCGUUUCUGCCUCUAUUCGUGGUAGAUACCUUCACUACUACAGGGAAAUCUAGACUAUUGGUGCAACUACCAACUUUGUUUAAGAAGCAGAACCAAUACUCGAAAUUAACCCCUCGAUUCAUCUAAUCUCCUCGACAAAGACUAGACCGAAACUCCCAAAAUGUCUACAAUUGACAACCUCAAAGACCGCAAAACCCCCGUCUUCUCCCCCGAAGACGUAACCGUAGUUUUCGUCCUCGGCGGCCCGGGAGCAGGCAAAGGCACACAAUGCGAGCGUCUAGUAGCACGCCACGGCUUCGCCCACCUCUCCGCAGGUGAUCUCCUACGAGCCGAACAAUCACGUCCCAACAGCCAAUUCGGCGACUUAAUCCGCGACCACAUCCGCAACGGCUUGAUCGUGCCAAUGGAAGUAACCAUCGCGCUCCUCGAAGCAUCCAUGCGUCAAAUCCUCGACGAACCGACCGCCGUCACAUCCACAUCCACAUCCACCCAAACCGGCGACAAGAAAAAGAAAGGCAAAUUCCUCAUCGACGGCUUUCCUAGAAAACUCGACCAAGCCAUAAAAUUCGAAGAAGCAGUCGUCCCCGCGCAAUUCGUCCUCUUCUACGAUUGUCCCGAAGCCGAAAUGGAACGCCGCUUGCUCGAGCGCGGCAAGACUUCCGGUCGCGAAGAUGAUAACGCGGAGUCCAUCCGUAAACGCUUCCGUACUUUUAUCGAAACAAGCAUGCCCGUGGUUGAUUACUUCGAGAAGCAAGACCGCGUUGUCAAGAUCGAUGCUACGCCUGCGCCGGACCAGGUCUUUGAGGCUACUGAGAAGGAGCUUGAGAAGAGACUUGGUGGGGGGAAGUUGGCGUGAUUGGGGAUUUGAGGUUGUGUGAGGAAAUCGAGUAGAGGGGGUGAGGUAGAUGGGACGUAUAUAGUUCAUAGAUAUUUAGGAGAUGGCAUAGGGGCAGCGACGAAGUAAGGGGGGGCAUUGCGAAGUUACCUAGAUUUCGGCUUUUCGUCUUUUUAGUUAUACUAUAGAGAACAGAGUGUGAGAGAAGAGAUGAUUACGAAUGAAGAGGGAACCAUGAAUAGAAAAGUAUAUACCAAGUAAUUUGGAAGAAUCUUAAGAUGAUCUCAGUACCUUGUUGACGUAUUGAUAAAGGGGAGGGUGGUACUUUAUUUUUAUGAGAUCAGACACAAGUAGCAUAUAAUCACGAAAAAGACAAGACAACUGAUGGUAA
Molecule: messenger RNA, 1297 nt
Organism: Hypoxylon trugodes
Lineage: Eukaryota; Fungi; Ascomycota; Sordariomycetes; Xylariales; Hypoxylaceae
Product: uridylate kinase
Exons: 1
Coding region: 232-927 (231 amino acids)
Biological process (GO): 'de novo' pyrimidine nucleobase biosynthetic process; UDP biosynthetic process; CDP biosynthetic process
Cellular component (GO): cytoplasm; nucleus
Molecular function (GO): UMP kinase activity; ATP binding
Source: RefSeq, a predicted model, not a curated record